Molecule: messenger RNA, 2241 nt
Organism: Penicillium malachiteum
Lineage: Eukaryota; Fungi; Ascomycota; Eurotiomycetes; Eurotiales; Aspergillaceae
Product: Zn(II)2Cys6 transcription factor
Exons: 3
Coding region: 1-2241 (746 amino acids)
Biological process (GO): DNA-templated transcription; regulation of DNA-templated transcription
Molecular function (GO): zinc ion binding; DNA binding; DNA-binding transcription factor activity, RNA polymerase II-specific
Source: RefSeq, a predicted model, not a curated record
AUGGACCGCGAACGUCCCGUUGAGUAUGGCAGGGCAAAACGUGCACCUCGGGUGUCCUCAGCGUGCCAGCGAUGCCGUCGGCAGAAGCUAAAAUGCGAUCGGGAGCGACCCUGCGCGCUCUGUACUCGGUCUGGGGUAAUCUGCAUCUCCGAAAAUCGUCCCACGCAGAGAAGGCGCAGGGGCGGUAAUCGAAAUGCAGCAAAUAAUGCAGCUCGAACUCCGCGAGAGGUAUCGGUACCUGUAGAUCCUUUGGAUGGCAACGUCGUGACGACACUUGGUAGUGCAAUUAUAACACCGGAGCGCGAUCUGAUCAGCUCCGAGGAGCUGAGUAAUGAUGCUCUUAAAUAUCAAAGCUCUGGAGAUAAUGUCUCCGGCUGGUUUGGUCCUAAUGCUCGAACCUCGUCUGCGGGAAUGACACAGGAGAUCAUUGACCAGUUUAGCCCAAAGACGAUACUGGCUAGCUCAACCUCUGCAUUGCCAGGAGGCUCAAGAUCAGAUGAUGUGCUUGGUAACCACGCCGAGAAGUCGAGGUUGAUCGAGACGUUUGAUUUUGAAUUCCCUCUCAGACCUGUUGCGGACUUCCUCUUGGAAACGUAUCUUGGAGCCGUCCACUGGUUUAUGAUGGUGUUUCAUGAGCCCACAUUCCGAAACCAAUAUGAGAGUAUCUUGGAUGAUCACUCAUCUCCCAAAUCAAACUCCAAGCUACUUUUGAUCAUCCUCGUACUCUCACUGGGAGCACAUUAUACCACAGAUGACCGAGUGAAAGCCCACAGUCCAACAUUUGAUUUGGAAAAAUUUCGCGAAAAAUCACUAGCGAAGGUUAAAGAGCGUUUAUGGGACUUGCUUGACGAUUCAGAUGUCGAGUCUGUGCAGGUUUGUGUCUUGCUUGGCUCAUUCUAUUUGUAUCACGGUCGCCCAAACCUAGCAUAUGUGGUCCUUGGGGCCGGUAUCCGAUGCAGUCAAAUUAUGGGCUUGGAUAAAGAGUCAUCGUGGCGAAGGGUGUCAGAGAUGGAAAAAGAGGAACGGCGAAGAACGUUUUGGGCGCUAUUUGUGUUUGAUAGAUUUGCUUCGAUUGUUUACGGGAAGCCCUGCUCUAUUCAAAGAGAAGGAAUUGACGUGAAGAUGCCCCAAAACCUCGGAGACACCACGAUACAGCAUCCACAUUUUCACAGUGUGGCUUCUAUGCCCGACGGCACAACGGAAUCUGUCACAAGCUUUACCUACGUCAAGUUCAAAAUUCAGCUUUACCAACUUGCGUCCCCCAUUGUUGCUGAUGUUUACUUCCACCGUAACUCAGAUCCUAGUAUUCUUGCAGCAAGGGUGAUGAAAAUUGAUCGCCAAUUACGGACCUGGUUCACGAGUUUGCCUCCGGAACUGAAGCUGCAGGAGCUGUGCCGCCAAGGUAUGAAAGAGACUCCACAAAAUGCUCGGAUAUUUAUGCUGCAAGCCCUUGCUUUGCAGCUUGCAUACGAUAAUGUGAAGAUACUCCUCCACCGACCGUCACUAUCGCAGAACAUUCUCAAUAUGACCCCUGGGCCUGCUGAGGAAAAUUCCCCACAAAACAGAGACGGACAGUCCUUCACUUACACCCGCGAAGCCCAAGGUGCGCUUCUUACAAGCAGAGAUAAUUGCUGGGAAUCUGCGAUCCAAUCAUCCAGAUUAGGGAUAUACGGGCAAUGUCUUGAAUACGCACGCGAAACCCACGCAGCAGCAUUUUUGGGUAUAAAUUUAUUCACUGCGAGCAUGGUCCUUUGCGUGUUUGCAUUGUCAAAUCCGAUAUCUACCCAGGCACAGCUUGCUAAGCAGGCUGUGACCCGAGUCAUGUCUCUGUCUCGAUUUCUUGCCAACCGAUCUAUUCUAUCCGGUCAGACUAACUUAGUUCUUCGAGACUUGGUGAACCUGAUUCUUGAAAAGGAAAGAAAAGUUAUGCUUUUCGCCGAUAAGGAGCCUCUCACUUCACGGCCCAACUAUAACCAGAUGGGAGUCGCCAGCAAGGAAACAAUCCCCAUGAAUACAUUAUCGCCUAUGCCAUCUGAGGCUUUUGAAGAACCACAAGAGUAUAGGUCGCUGUCUCAGUCUCCAUUUGAGGAUCCUAAUGCACCAUUUUCUGCCUCUCUACUUGCAAAUGUCACGGGCCAGAUUCAUGACAUUCCGGACUUCGCAAAUUUGGAUUUUGAUGACGGCAUCGCCACUCUCCAAGAAGGUAUGUUGAUUUGCUUGAGUAAUAUCCUCGAACUGUAG